This is a messenger RNA of Pelecanus crispus (Dalmatian pelican), 1100 nucleotides long. NCBI's taxonomy places the organism in Eukaryota, Metazoa, Chordata, Aves, Pelecaniformes, Pelecanidae. The record is from RefSeq and is a predicted model, not a curated record.
GCAGGUUAGUCACCUACUCCAGAGAGAAUCAGAACAAUGUCCUACGUUUUUGUAAACGACUCUUCCCAGACAAAUGUGCCGCUGCUGCAGGCUUGCAUUGAUGGAGAUUUUAACUAUUCCAAACGACUGUUAGAGAGCGGUUUUGACCCAAAUAUUCGUGACAGCCGAGGCCGAACUGGCCUUCAUCUUGCUGCAGCCAGAGGAAAUGUAGACAUCUGUCAACUCUUGCAUAAAUUUGGUGCUGACCUACUAGCCACUGAUUACCAAGGUAACACAGCCCUUCACCUGUGUGGGCAUGUGGAUACCAUCCAGUUCCUAGUUUCCAAUGGACUUAAAAUUGAUAUUUGCAAUCACCAAGGUGCAACACCGCUUGUUCUUGCAAAACGAAGGGGUGUGAAUAAAGAUGUGAUUAGACUGCUGGAAUCUUUAGAGGAGCAAGAGGUGAAAGGAUUUAACCGAGGAGCUCACUCAAAGCUGGAAACAAUGCAAACUGCUGAAAGCGAAAGUGCGAUGGAAAGCCAUUCCCUCCUUAAUCCAAACCUACAGCAAGGUGAAGGAGUUCUUUCCAGUUUCCGCACGACAUGGCAAGAGUUUGUGGAAGACCUGGGCUUCUGGAGGGUGCUGCUCCUCAUCAUUGUCAUUGCUCUUCUGUCGCUUGGAAUAGCAUACUAUGUUAGUGGAGUGCUUCCUUUUGUAGAAAACCAGCCUGAACUGGUGCACUGAAGCGAAUGCAAAGAAGUGCACCAUGCUUUUCCCUGUUCUAAUCUUAUUUUGAGCUUCUUGGAGUUAUUCUCUUGGUGCAGGCAGUGGCAGCUGUAUAUACUGUUUGCCUUUUGUACUUGUUAUUGACCCCUUUGAAAGAGGGAUUAAUUAAUUUCAAGUAAAACACUAAAUUCUAAAGCAUUCCUAAGCUACCUCUGACUUACCUUGACUUGAAAGCAAGAUGUGAAGGUAAUUGUCUCUGAUAAAAUAUUAUGAUUAGAAAAGGCCUUUCAUAAUGAAUAUUAAAUUCCUGGGCAUGAAAAAUAUAUCCUAGUACAGAAGCAAAUUUGAUUUAUUUUCCCUAUGAAGAGAGGUAAAUCUAUUGUUGGGGUUUUUUU